AUGCCCCUCAAACUACGCGCCGCCACGCCCGCAGACGGCCCGGCCCUAACCUCCGUCUACCUCUCCGCCUUCCACGACAAUCCCGUAGCCACAACUUGCUUCCCCGCAAGUUCCCAAGUGUGCCGCGAGUUUCUCGCCAAGUCAUUCGCGGAAGAGAUGAGCGACCCCCGAUUCCAGUGGCUCGUCAUCACCGACCCAGACCAUAAGGAGGACCCGGACUUGCCCGUCGCCUGCGCAAAAUGGGUCCGCCCGGCAAGAUCCAACGAGGAAAACGUGGAGGCGCCACCUCCCAUGGAUGUCUGGCCAAAAGAGGGCAACCCGGAGUUUGCAGAUCUCUUCUUCGGCUCCAUUGGCCGGAAACACGCCGAGAUCAUGGGCGAGGUCAGGCACUGGUACCUUGAGCUCCUCAUCUGUAGGACAGAGCAUCAGGGGAAAGGUGCAGCGAGUCCCCUGCUGAGAUGGGGCGUUGAGAGAGCAGACGAAGAAGGGAAACUGGCGUUCUUGGAGUCUAUGCCGUUGGCCAAGGGGAUCUAUGAAAAGUACGGAUUUCAGUCAUUAUGCCACCUGGAUUUUAUGGCACCUAGCUCGACUGUUGUAACACAGGCAUUUAUGCUCAGAAAAGGCAAGGCUGCCGAAGACUAUGAGUUGGUGCUGAAGAGAUUGAAAGCAGAGGAAUCAUAG
Messenger RNA from Colletotrichum orchidophilum, 681 nucleotides. RefSeq names its product acetyltransferase. The transcript has a single exon. The coding region runs from base 1 to 681 and encodes 226 amino acids. Lineage: Eukaryota; Fungi; Ascomycota; Sordariomycetes; Glomerellales; Glomerellaceae. The record is from RefSeq and is a predicted model, not a curated record. Gene Ontology annotation, molecular function: acyltransferase activity, transferring groups other than amino-acyl groups.